Corticium candelabrum is the source of this 856-nucleotide messenger RNA. Its product is annotated as BLOC-1-related complex subunit 8 homolog. The transcript is spliced from 7 exons. Gene Ontology annotation, cellular component: BORC complex. The record is from RefSeq and is a predicted model, not a curated record. The coding region runs from base 25 to 771 and encodes 248 amino acids. NCBI's taxonomy places the organism in Eukaryota, Metazoa, Porifera, Homoscleromorpha, Homosclerophorida, Plakinidae.
GUUAGCGGUGUAAAGGUAUGUGACAUGCUGGAUUGGGCUGGCGCAGACUUAGCAGCAACGAAGAAGGAAGAGGAGACUCAAUCUUGGAGUAAGAAGGAGAAGGAAUCACCACAGAAAGCAAGGUUGCAACUUCCUCCUGACAUUGAUAACGAGGCAGAGAGAAAAGUAAAGAAAGUAACAGACAAGUUGUCGGAGUGUCUUCAUUUAGCUGCCAACGAACCAUCACUGGGUCUGUAUAGACUACAAGAACAUGUAAGACGUGCAGUUCCUGACUCUGUUGAAAGAAAAAGGCAAUUGAAAAAUAUACAGCAAAGAGCUCAAGGACUUGGAUAUGAUGCCGAUUAUGCUGUUAAAACACUGCAAAGUUUGUCUGGAAUGACACACUUUCGUGGUGUGCAGGAACAGCUGAAGAAAGCGAUUGAAUUCAAACGGAAACUUAAUGCCAACAAACUGAAGCUGGAGCGAGCACAAGUCACCGGAUAUUACAACGAAGCCCCAACUGGCCUGUCUCAGAGUUUGCCAGUGACAAGUUCGGUACGAUCUGGUAGUUCUGCUGUGAGUGGAAUCUCAGAUCCAGGUCUGGCAACUCAAUCAAGUCUUUCAUCUGACUUCACUUCUCUGCCAACUAUUGUCAACGUGGAGACCAGUAAAAGCGAAGGAGUUAGUGUUGCUGGACAAACACAAUUGCCUGGAACACCAACUACGAGUCGUGCAACUGGCCAACAAACACCAGAAGACAUACCAGAGCUUGUUCCAAAAAGAUUUUCUUAAUAAAAUCUGCAGAUAUAAUAAUAUAAUUUUGACCUCUAUUGUAAUUGUUUACAAUUUACAGACUUCUAACUAUUGGCUAGCUGUA